GAGCCAUCCCUUCCCAGCCUGGAGACACAGGUUUGUGACCAUGCGUGCCUUUGCCCUACCGAAUUGGUUAUUCCCAGCACUUGACCAUUCCAUGGAGUCACACACUGCUUGGACAUCCUCAACAGGAACAGUUUUAUUGACAGGAAAGGCGGUUUUCUCAAGAUGGAAACUUCCCACAAGGAAGUGGAGCUUUCAAUCAAAUGCUGCUUGGGAGGGUGAAGGGAAAGGAAAAAUGUGUCAUGGGGGGGUUGGUUAAGUAAAAACAUCAUUGUUUCCACACGUUUGGAAUGGAAAGCUUCCAUUUUUCACUUCCAAGUGAUUUUCAUGCUGACAUCUCUUUUAUUCCAUAUCGCCAGGCAGCUCUAAGUGUUAGAGUCUCACUGUCAGAAGGGGAAACACUUCGAGCGGCAUCUCCCACCUUUCCCACCUUCCCUUCCUUUUCUUCCCUUUAAGCAACUGGAAAUAGUGGGAUUUCCUUCAGGCACCAGUUAUUUCACUGCCUCCUUGCCUCUAGCACAGGCUGAGGGCACGUUAAGCUUUCUUUGCAUCCCAAAUUGCCACCAAACCUUGCCCCUUAUCUACACUUCCCACCCUUGGAAGCGCCACAACAGCACUGAGCUGAACCCGGCUCUUGUCCCUUUUAAGUGCCAGCAUGUGAGGAUGUUUGAUGGCUGAGACUCAGUGGUGGUGACCAGCAAACAGGGGAAAGAAUGAGAUUUAUAGAGAUGAUUAUGCAAAGGAAGUAGUGGCCCUUUUUUCCCCCCUUUCUCCUCAUCUUGUGCAAAUUACCCUAUUAUUCUGCUCCCUUAGGAUGCCUGAGUGUCCUUAUUUCUUCUUUUGAGCUAAAGUCACCCAUGCAUUAAAUUAGUUCUCUGCCUAGAAAUAGCUUGAUUACUUUCUCCAAGCUACAGUUAAUGUGGCAUUCUCUGAGAGUUUGAAAAAGGGGGCAAAAAUUGGGAAGAGGGGAGUGAAAGGAAGGAGCAGGGGCAGGAUGGAGCCUGGUAGAAGAUCGAUUUGCUUCCAGUAUGAGGUGCUGUGGGGCAGGAGAGGGGGCACUGGCUGUCACCUGCAUAGUGUGACCGGAGGGAUCAGUCCCCUGUUCCCUGGAAACAGUCACCUUUCACAAGGACAUGUGGAAUGGUGGGGCUGGACUUGGUGGCCCACUUGAUCCUGUCCAUCUCUUCCUGCAGCACUGGGUGGAUAAUGGUAUUUUAACUCCUGGCUCGCUCCAAAUUGUGUCUUGGAUUUCUUAUCUCUUCCAUGUUGAUGCUGUGUGGAGCUCUAACCAAAGGCAAGGAGGAAGACCGUGGUGGGAUGCCCCAUCCCAGUGUCGAGGGCACAGAAGAGCUCCUUGCCAUAGAUGAGGAGGUGGAAGGAUUAACUCUCCGAACAGAGGUACAUCAGCACAGAAAACAUCUACAGGCUGGUCCCAGCCCCUUCCUGAAUUACUGGAAUUGAGAUAAGCAGCUUCAGGAGAAUCCGGUCCAUGCCAAGAGCAAACAGAUGUAAAUACCAGUGUGGCAAGGAACCCAGCUCCCACCAGAUGAGCACAGGCAGUGCCAGCAGCAUCACCACAGCUCCAUGGGAUGGACCACAGGACCACAGGCCAGCUCCUUGCAUCCCUGCCAAGCUCCAGGCCUUGAGGGGAAUGGGGAAGCGGCCGUUGGAGGCUUCAUGGCUAAAGUUAUUUAUAGAGAUUAAUGGCUGUGGCUCUCGGUGCCUCCAGGAACAGAGUCACCAUAUGCUCCUGCUUCCCAGCAGACACAUGUUCACCAUGCACGCACCUACGCGCUGCUCCUCACUGCUGCUUGUGGAGGUGGAUGCUUUAUCCAGUGGAGGAUGGAGGAUCCAUCACCUCACCUUGCCCAAACCCAGGCAGGAUGCAGCGAUGAAGCCACCCCAGGGGACACCCAGACCUGGUUUCAUGGUGACUCCAGUCUUGGAAAACCAUUCCAGAUCCCAGUUCAUGCUGCAGCAGCUCCAGGACCACCAUCACCUCUCACUACCUGAUGCAGAAGCCUCCAGCAGGGCCAGCAGGCAGCAGGAGCUGCAGCCCCACAUCGAGUCCUCUCUUUAAGGUCCAACAUCAAGUAUCCAGAGGGGAAAAACCACCCUGGCGAUGAAGGGAAGUGCAAACCAGGUUGUGAUGCUGCAGGAGAAGGCACAGGCAUGCCCAUGGUGAGAUCUCCGCAUGCUGCAGAGCUGAUGGCUUUUCUAAGGUCAGUUUAUAAUUGAGUUAGAUGUUGUCCCUGUCUCUGUUCAUAAAAACUAUUCUUGGACAGGUCUCUGAAGCUGAAACUGCCAUAAAUGCUGUUAUGUCUUUAAACAAAUCAGUCAAUAAAUCAAGUGCAGAGCAGGGCACAGAGUUAGGGAUAUCCUUAAAUCUGGAGUCAGUGAGGCAGAAGGACCUGCUUGAAGUUAAGCAUGAGCUUAACUGCUCUUUGGGAUGGGCCCAGUUUGCUGAAUCCAGCCCUGCACAGAGCUUUUUUAAUCCAGUUCAUUGCACUUUGUGUGUAACAGGCAAGUUCUUGCCUCUCAACCAACAAGUAACUAUUAGGAAUGUUCUUUAGCAGUAGCAUAAGAGACACCAAUGGUGCUCUGCAGUGGUGCCUGUUCCAGCUGUACUUGCAAGGUCACUGGCGUUUUGCUCCCUAUAUAUAAGUGGUCAACUAAAGCAGAAUGGGGGCUGUGGUUCAGACACCUCUUUUAGAGCCAUCUCCCUCAGAGAUGUGUUGGAGUGGGACCAACACAGCAGCCAGCAACCCAAGAGGGACCAGAGCAUCUCCGUCAUCACUUGUCCUGCACUCCUGGGCUGCUCCUGUUGGUAACUCCAGCAGUGUCCCAGGCCUGAGGGCACUGUUGUGGUGUUGUCUGGGGAUGCUCAGGCAGCAGGGAUGUUAGCAGAGCCAAUGUCCUACCUGGGAGCUGCAAUCACAGCCUCACCCUUCACCACUGGGGAUGUUCAUCCUCAGUUGCCUUUAAC
This is a messenger RNA of Neopsephotus bourkii (Bourke's parrot), 2983 nucleotides long. RefSeq lists its product as uncharacterized. The record is from RefSeq and is a predicted model, not a curated record. The transcript has 7 exons. Bases 1487 to 2077 code for a protein of 196 amino acids. NCBI's taxonomy places the organism in Eukaryota, Metazoa, Chordata, Aves, Psittaciformes, Psittacidae.